CUCCAGUGCGCAGCCGCAGCCCGGGUGACGAAGAUGGUGCUCAUCAAGGAAUACCGUGUAGUGUUGCCGGUCUCUGUGGAAGAGUAUCAAGUCGGGCAGCUGUACUCUGUAGCUGAGGCCAGCAAGAAUGAAACGGGAGGAGGAGAAGGCAUCGAGGUGCUAAAGAAUGAACCCUAUGAGAAGGAUGGGGAGAAGGGACAAUACACACAUAAAAUUUACCAUCUAAAGAGUAAAGUCCCUGGGUAUGUGAAGAUGAUUGCACCAGAGGGAGCAUUAGUUUUUCACGAAAAGGCUUGGAACGCCUACCCAUACUGUCGUACCAUUGUUACGAAUGAGUACAUGAAGGACGACUUCAUGAUAAAGAUCGAGACGUGGCACAAACCUGACAUGGGAACAAUAGAAAAUGUCCACGACCUGGAUGAGCAGACGUGGAGUACUGUAGAGGUGGUUCCCAUAGAUAUUGCAAGCAAAGAAGAAGUGGCUGGUGGGGAUUAUAAACCAGAAGAAGAUCCUGCUCUUUUCCACUCCGCUAAGACAGACCGAGGACCUCUAGGCCCUGACUGGAAGAAUGAGCUGAAGACAGAUUGUCCAUAUAUGUGUGCAUACAAACUGGUCACUGUCAAGUUCAGAUGGUGGGGUCUGCAGACCAAAGUGGAAAACUUCAUCCACAGGCAAGAAAAGCGCAUUUUCACCAACUUCCACCGUCAGCUGUUUUGCUGGAUUGACAAAUGGUUUGGUUUGACCAUGGAGGACAUCAGGCGGAUGGAAGAAGAGACCCAGAAAGAGCUUGAAGAGAUGCGUCAGAAGGGAGAUGUGCGAGGCACCUCUGCAACAGACGAGUAGAGGUCCGCUGCUGUAGGUCAUACACUAGAGGCAGGCUGACUGCGUAAAAAAGGUCCGAUUCGAGGCACCAGUGCUGCUCACGAGCAAUGAGGCAAAUCAACCAAACCCUGUCAUGAUGAUGUCAUCAGAGACACGUCCACCACCGAUGAGGAAGUGGCCCCCGACGCCUGCUCUUCUCUUCCUGUCUCACAUGAUUCAUUGGGGGGUUUGAAAAGAUUGGUUACCAGUACUGUACAGAUUCUACCCCAAUCACACGCCUCCCGUUCACUCAGAAAAAAAAAAUUAAAAAAACAAAAAAUAAAUGGUUUUGCAUACAUAAAAAAAGAAAAAAAAACUCUUUGCACAGAACGUAAAUUGCCUGAUAUGUAAUUGUUAGUUGAUUAUUACAAUGGGCUUUGUUUUUAUUCAGGUGUAUAAACCAUGACUCAGAAAGUCAAGCCUUUUACUCAUUAGAAUGUUGUUUUUAGUUAUACAGAUUCCCACCAAAAUUGGUAUAAGAUAACUUUAGCAGAUAUGGGACCAUUGUGUCCUGACCUUCUCAUUACCUGACCUGUAUUAUAACUGACUGUCUCUACUUUAAUCCUCGUCUCUCCUCUCAGUCUAUAUUCUAGUUCUGAUAAAUUUUUGUCUAGAUCUCCUCCCCCUUGUCUCACUGUUCCCUCUGUCUGGCAGUUGGUUGCAAAUACUGAUGUCUUUUUCUUAUAGUUUUGAUGAGGCUAAAUCAUGCCUAUUAAAGGUUCCAAGCAAAUACAAUGCUCAUGCAUGAUAGAUAAUUAUUUUUUCUCACACAUGCACACACUUCUGGACAUGCAGACUGGCCCGUUCUUCUGUCACAAGUGCAUGUGGACAACAGCAACUCCUCACUAACUGUCAUUGCAUGUGUGUAGUCGCUGCAAUGCAGCUUUGCUCAAGUGGAUUGUUUGUGUUGAUUAGAGAGGGGGUUAGCCCUCUCUAAGAGAGUCUGUACAAUACACCUGUGUGUUAGUGUGUGCAUUUGUGUGCUUGUUUUUGUUCUCAACUGCCUUCACUCUUUGAUGACUGUCACUCUGAGGACAGAGAUGGAAAAUGUUCAGCUUUCACUAUCAAGGAGUGUUGCCACUCCCAUAAACAGCCAGUUGAACUUGCCUCAUGCUGUUGCUGCAUGUCCUUUCUCUUUGGCUAGGGCUUUAACUGGAGGGCUCUCACAGCCCCCACAAAAGCUUUUUUUUUACUAAAACAAAUGAGGAUGAGAGAUUGUGCGUUGCUGCGUGCAUGAAUUUAAGGUAGUUUUUUUUUUUUUUUUUUUUAUCUUUAUUUAACUACCUUUUCCCCUCUCAACUGACAGAGCAAACGGGUCCAGGCAGAUCUGCGAUGUUUAUUGCAGUUGUGGAUUGACAAGCAUUUUGGGUGUAUAGUUUUAUUUUUAUUUUUGCCAUGUAUAGUGAUUUUUUUAAGCAAUUCAUGUACCUUAACUACAAGAAAGAAUGAGGUCUGUCUGAUCAUUUCUUGACUAUAUCUUGUUGAGGAUGAAAUGAGUUUGGCAACGGUUAAUCAAAUUUUAUUUUUAUUGUUAGACUGUUUUGGGAUGAUCUGAAAACAGAUGGCGUUUUUAUCCCGCGUCACUACCUUCUGGCUGCAUCCACUUCAGGUUGCUCAAAUUAGCUUUCUCUAUUUUGCUUUUAGCUUAAUUGCAGAUCCAGUUGGGCUGCAGGUAAAAUAUUUUGUGAUGUUUUGUACAAACAUGAGGUAGCUUAGUGCAGUAAUAGGGCUGCUUAUAAGAUGUUUAUUCGAUCAGGUAUGAGAACAAGUGUCUCCAAAAUUCUUAGAUUUUGAUGUAACCUAUUUGUGUGGUUUACAUUUGACAGGUUUAAAGAGAGUUGUAAGUGUACUUUUCUGUAGGCCUAUUAUAGAAAUGGACAAGUUGUAUAUACAAAUAAUGACUGAUACUAUGCGCUGUCAGGUCUAUUAUUCAAUACUGUACUGGUAAAAGUAACUUUUAUGAAGUUCUGUUAUUGUCAGAGCGGGUAACGUCAGCUCUGUGGACAGUAUGCUGUCUGAUGACAGUGUGACAAGUUGUACUGUCCAUGUGUGGUUGAUCAUGCCAUAGUUUAACUGUACCUCAUCCAUGCUAAUGAAUGUACAGAUGUACAGAUUAGGAGAUAGAGGUGUAAAACUGUGUGCCAGGUGUCUGAACUGCAGGAACACAGACAUGUUUAACACCUGUACAAGCAUGACAUGGACCCAUUCUACCACUUAUACACAAAGAUUAAACAAAAUGCAUAUUCUUCAUACUAACAAAUUAAUUUGGAUCUGCAUUUUCAACCAUCCCUUUAUUCCUUCUUCUCCUUCCUUUAAUCUUUUAUUCUGGAUAUCAUUAUUUCUGUUUGGUCAGCACAUCAGUGCUUCGGAGAAGCUCUCAAACUGCAUCAGACAAUAAGGGAAACCUUUACAGGGAGGCUUCUUGUCAUCAUCAGACCAGUUUCAGCUCGACCUCAGAUUACUCCUGAGGAGUGAACAGUCUGACUGUGUUUGAUAAUGACUGAAGUCUCCCUGUAGACUAGAAUUAGCUGUGUGAUGUACAGUUUUGUAGCAUUACCAGUGAUGCCAGCCAGGGUAUGACUGUGAGGGGAGGGAUGGACACUUAGGGAACAGAUGGAAUCCAAAAUACUGUUUUCUUUAUUCUAGUCAUGAAUACACACUUGCAAAAUCUACUGUUAUACUAUUAUGUUUUAUUUUUUGAAAGACAAAGAUUCACAAUGUAUUCACUUUUCUCUUUUCUGAUAUGGCAAAAUUCAGGGGAAUUAGUAGUGAAUGUAAUACAAUUAGUUCAUUUUUUUUUCUUUUUCACAGCUUUUAAGCUGUGACAGAAGGUCUAGACAAUGGAACAUAACAGAAUAUCUAAUAAAUUUGAACAAAUAAAUUCUGU
Sphaeramia orbicularis (orbiculate cardinalfish) is the source of this 3748-nucleotide messenger RNA. It is a transcript of the gene pitpnb, whose product is annotated as phosphatidylinositol transfer protein, beta. Gene Ontology annotation, cellular component: cytoplasm. Bases 34 to 843 code for a protein of 269 amino acids. The transcript has 12 exons. Gene Ontology annotation, molecular function: phosphatidylinositol transfer activity; phosphatidylcholine binding; phosphatidylcholine intramembrane carrier activity. Gene Ontology annotation, biological process: phospholipid transport. The record is from RefSeq and is a predicted model, not a curated record. Lineage: Eukaryota; Metazoa; Chordata; Actinopteri; Kurtiformes; Apogonidae.